Aspergillus nidulans FGSC A4 is the source of this 564-nucleotide messenger RNA. RefSeq lists its product as uncharacterized. Bases 1 to 564 code for a protein of 187 amino acids. The record is from RefSeq and is a predicted model, not a curated record. The transcript is spliced from 2 exons. NCBI's taxonomy places the organism in Eukaryota, Fungi, Ascomycota, Eurotiomycetes, Eurotiales, Aspergillaceae.
AUGCUCUGCCGCGUCUUCGCAUUCGUUCUCGCCGCAUCAGUCUUUUACGUGCUGUCUCUCUCUAUCAUGUCUCCGCCAACUCCAAAUCUUGAAGUCCGACUACAAUCUCCCUCUGUUCCUGCAAAAUUCACCCCGCCCAUCCCCCUCACGAUCCAGGUCUCUGUCCAGAAUAAGGGCGAAACCCCCGCUACCGUCCUGAAAUGGGGCUCCCCGCUCGAUGGGCGCGCCAACGUCCUCGGAAUUUUCGAGAUCCUUGAUACAGAGAACGAUAAAGUGGUCGAAAUCACCACGGUCAAGUUCUCUCGCCAGCUUCCUCCCUCAGUGGAGGAUUUUGUGGAGAUUCCGCCUGGCGGAAAGAUCGACGCGGAGGUAAAGAUCCCGCUCGUUCCUCUUGAGCAGGGAAAGAAGUAUACCAUCCAGGCCAAGGGGUGGUGGCAAGCUGUUUGGGAGCAGCACCUGGGCGAGGUUCCGCGGGAGAAUCUAGAGAAGUUGGCAGGAGCAUUGAGGGGAGAGUCAGGCAGGAACUGGGCUAUGGAUAUGGGUAUAGGGCUCUCCACGAUAUAA